Molecule: messenger RNA, 2119 nt
Organism: Xiphophorus maculatus (southern platyfish)
Lineage: Eukaryota; Metazoa; Chordata; Actinopteri; Cyprinodontiformes; Poeciliidae
Gene: fsbp
Exons: 4
Coding region: 75-857 (260 amino acids)
Source: RefSeq, a predicted model, not a curated record
AUCACAUGGCAAAAUACUGUAAAUAGGAUUCUUGUCCGUGUUAGGUAGCGGUCCAGCUAACUUUGAAGCUAACAAUGCCUGGGAAAUGUAAAUUCCAGGACUCCUGGCUGACAAAGGACGCUUUCAAGGACUGGCUGGUCAAAGACGCCGAUGACAUUCAUUUCGCUCGGUGCAGGGCCUGCUGCAAAUCAAUCAAACUUCAGACCAUGGGCGAGGCUGCCCUCACCAGCCACGCAGGCGGAGCUGGCCACAAAGCUGCGGUCCGAAAGCUGCUGGAAGGUGGUUUAAUAGGCGAUGCAAGACAGAUGAACGGCAACACAAAUCUGGUAGAGAAGAGCAAGGAGCAAAUGACCCUUGCCCUCCAGCGUGAAGCUUUGGACAGAAUCACAGGCAGCGACUGGUCAGACCUGCAUCAGAGUCCCUCCACAAACUCCAGUUCCCACAAUGCAGAGCUGCAGGAUGCAGCCUUUCCUGUUGCGUACUUCUCAGUCCCAGGAACCUCGAGAACCAUCAACCAUCAGCUUCAUCCGUCCGACAUCAAGGAGGAGGAGGUCAGCCGCCGCCUGACCCCUCAUGACUCUGUGGACUUUUCAAGACUGGAGCUUCAGCAGCGGACAGAGGCUUUGGAGCAGCUGGAUCAGAUGAAGAUCCUGGAGUGGGAAAACCGGAUGAAGGUACUUGCCUGGGAGCAGGAGCUGGUCAGGGAGAAGAGGAAAGCAGCUCGACAGAAGGAGAAGGCCUUCAGGAUGAAAAAGGCCUAUUACAAGGCCAAACUAAAGAGGCUGGGUGAAGACGUGCCACCGUCCUCCUCCAGCAGUGGUGAAGAAGAUGAAAAAAUAUCUGAGCUUAACGGUUGAUCUGAUGUUUUUCAUACUUGUUUCAUUCUCGUGGUGUUUGUCUAUAAUCUUUGGGACUCUUUUUGAUAGAUUUCUAUAUCGAAGGUUCUGGUGUGGGUUAGUGAAAGUAGACUGUGGGCAUCAAAAGUCAUUGAUUGGAUAUUCACAAUACAGAACCCAAAAAAAACCUUUGGGUUCCUAGGCGGUCUGGAAAAGUCUGGAAUUUGAUUCAGGUUGUUUUUCCAAGAAUGAAAAAAAAUCUAAAUAUUUGUCUUUCCUUCCCUCCCUCAUGUUCUACCUUCCUUCAUUCAUCCUUCCUUCUGUCCUCGUGUCCUACCUCCUUCCUCUCUUCCCUGCAUUCUUGCAUCCUUCAUUCGGUUUUUAAUUUUUUUUAAACAUCUCUUGUAGAAAAAUCUGCCAUACAGUCUUGGCAAAUGUUAGCAUUUUAUAGUUUAAAGUGAAAGAAAAGGCUGAGUCUGGAAGUUUUACAUGAAUAACAACCAUGAUGCCAUAUGUACUGUGACAUAUGGCAGUGACAGUUGUCAGUUCGAAUCCUCACUCUGUCUGUCUCAGUCGUCGUGUUCUUGGGCAAAACGCUUCACCUCCCCGGUGGCGGUCAGAGCUCCCGGUGGCGGUCAGAGCGCCCGGUGGCGGUCAGAGCGCCCGGUGGCGGUCAGAGCGCCCGGUGGCGGUCAGAGCGCCCGGUGGCGGUCAGAGCGCCCGGUGGCGCUGAAGCCUGUGAAUGGGUGAAUGACUGUGGUGUGGAGUGUUUUGGAGUUCUCUGGACUUGAUGAAGCUCUACACAAGUACAGGCCAUUUAACGUGCAGGUGUGCACAGGUUUGUGUGUGACGGCAGCUGGUUGUGUGGCUGCUUUCCUUACAAAAAACAACAACACAACUCUUAUUUGGAACGAAGCAGUUCUAAAGUGACUGUGGUACUGAUGUUCAAACACACAAAGGCACUGUUGUGAAGUAGAAAAACUAUAUAUUUGAUUACUUUGUGAAAUGCACAUUAACCACAACAGUAAUGCUGUAUCUGCUUUUUUUUUAAACAUAUUGGCAUUGUUUUUGUUUUUGUUGUUGCAUUAUGUUCUUUUAAGGCAAUGUGUUCUUUAUAAUUGCUUCAACUGAUGCAUUCGGUUUAUUCCGAAUUCGUUGGUCGUCUCUAAAUGCAGUUUUUAACACUCUUAUUGAGCAUGUUAUUAGAUUUUGCUGUUAAAAUCAACAUGUGUUGGUUCAAAAAAUGUAAUUUUCAUAAACAAAGGAAUGAAAAGUAAAAUUUC